This is a messenger RNA of Naegleria gruberi, 690 nucleotides long. RefSeq lists its product as uncharacterized. Gene Ontology annotation, biological process: lipid homeostasis. Gene Ontology annotation, cellular component: membrane. Lineage: Eukaryota; Heterolobosea; Eutetramitea; Acrasida; Naegleriidae. The transcript has a single exon. The record is from RefSeq and is a predicted model, not a curated record. The coding region runs from base 1 to 690 and encodes 229 amino acids.
AUGACCCAAGACAACAAGACAGCAUCCGUCACAGAAGCAAAAACAUCAUCGACAACAACAGGUUCAUCAUCUUUCCUCCGUGCUCUUCAACACUGGUCUGGUGUAGCCUUUUCUGUUUUUGCCUCUCUCCACGUAGCUACUACAGUUUCAGCCUCCGUUUCACCUGCUACUUAUGAUCUCGUCUUGGAAAAGACAAGAGGAAUCUAUCGACCAAAUAUGAUGAUGGAAGGUUUGGUUGUAUUUGCUCCAUUGGUAGUCCACAUGAUUGCCAAUUCAUUGAUCUUUAUGAGUGGAAAAAAAUCAACAGCCACAGCCAAUACAUCACUUGCUAAAAAGUUACACACAUACACUGGAUAUGCUUUGGGGGCUUUGGUUCCAAUGCACAUUUUUGGAACUCGUUUUAUGCAUUCAUAUGCUGGUUCUUUUGCUUCCAUUGCUUUUGCAGCUGAGAAGGAAAUAGGUCAAGGUGCAGCAAUGGGUUAUUUUGGACUCUUAUUGACCAGUGGAGUUUAUCACUCAAUUUAUGGAUUGAAUGUCGCUCUUGGGUAUAAAUUGAAGAAACCAGUAGUUUUGGCAUCUAUUGUUGCAGUUUUGGCUGCUUCUUACUAUGGAGCCUUAGGUUUAUUGGGCUACUUGUAUCCUGAUCAAAUGGUUGCUGUUAGAGCUAAAUAUGAUCAAUUCGCUCAUUAA